Molecule: messenger RNA, 1794 nt
Organism: Vicia faba (fava bean)
Lineage: Eukaryota; Viridiplantae; Streptophyta; Magnoliopsida; Fabales; Fabaceae
Source: the annotation of a GenBank genome assembly
AUGCAAGGGGAAGGAUUAUUAGUUCAAGAAGAUGAGAGGAUUAGAAAUUUGGAGCCUGAAACCUCUGAGGAUGAGUGGCGGAAGUCUCGAGCUAGAUCUCUUAGGAGAAGAGCAAUGACUGCCUCAACAAGACUCACUUAUAGUCUCAGGAAACGUAAUAAGCGUGUAGCUGAUUAUCAAUUUGAUUCAGUUUUCAUUGAAGAUAUCCGUGACGCCAAAGAGGAAGAAACUGUGAAUUUGUUUCGAUUGGCACUACAAACAAGAGAUCUGCUUCCAGAUUCCCAUGACAACUAUCACACAAUGCUGAGGUUUCUGAAGGCCAGAAAGUUUGACAUUGAUAAAACGGUCCAGAUGUGGGCAGAUAUGCUCCAUUGGAGAAAGGAAAAUGGAGUAGAUUCUAUUAUACAGGAUUUCAUAUAUAAGGAGUAUGAAGACGUUCAGCGUUUUUACCCUCAUGGUAUGCAUGGUGUGGACAAAGAGGGGCGACCAGUUUAUAUCGAGAGACUUGGCAAAGUUGAACCCAACAAGUUGAUGAAUGUCACCACAAUAGAUCGAUUUUUAAGAUAUCACGUUCAGGGAUUUGAGAAAAUGUUUAAAGAGAAAUUCCCAGCAUGUUCUAUAGCAGCAAAGCGGAUCAUACAUAGAACAACGACAAUAAUUGAUGUGCACGGCGUGAACUGGUUGAGCUUUAGCAAAGUUGCAAAUGAACUUGUUAUGCGCAUGCAAAAAAUUGACGGUGAUAACUACCCUGAGACAUUAAACCAAAUGUUCAUUGUUAAUGCUGGUAGUGGGUUCAAGCUAAUAUGGAAUACAGCAAAAGGAUUUCUUGAUCCAAGGACCACAGCCAAAAUAAAUGUUUUGGGCAACAAGUUCCAGAGCAGAUUGUUAGAGGUCAUAGACGCAAGUCAACUUCCUGAUUUUCUGGGUGGAAGUUGUUCAUGCCCAAAUGAUGGAGGAUGUCUUAGAUCUAACAAGGGACCUUGGAAUGAUCCCGACAUUUUGAGAUUGUUAAAUUCUAGAGAAGCAACAAAGCCAAUGAAAUUUGGAAGUUCUUCUGUUGCUGAUAGAUUAGAUGCUGAGUCAUAUGCCAGCAUGGUCACUCAUAAAUUGGUUACAAGCACUGAAAUAUCGGAACCCGGAUCAACGUCAGAAGCAACGUUAAUUCCUUCAACUGUUAUGCAAACAGUUUCUUCUAGUGAGAAUAAAAGGAUGAGCAUACCUAUCUGCAACCUAGAUGAGCCAAACAAUGAUGCCAAAGAAGUUGGUGAUGUUGGUUUACCAAGUGGUUUAAGCAACAAUCGUUCAAGAAAACAACCAAAGAAGCUGAUGUUCUAUGUCACUAGUACAUUGAAUCAAAUCAUAGUUAAAGUGGUAGCUUGUAUAUAUGUAGUAUUUGCAGCAUUGGUGAAUUUUUGUAUGGUUCACUCUGCCAAAAAGCAACCAGGAAGCCAUCAGAAAAUCCAGCUAGUGGAAUCCAGCUCUUCAGAACAAAUAAUCACUCAGGAAGUAAAAGAACCAAUUUGGCAGAGAUUGCAAAACUUAGAGGCAGUAGUGACCGAGAUGGCUAAUAAACCUAGAACAAUUCCUCCUGAGAAAGAAGAUAUUCUUCAAGAGUCGCUGAGUCGUAUAAAGGGAAUAGAAUAUGAUUUACAGAAGACAAGGAAGGCACUGCUUGCAACUACUUCAAAGCAAGCUGAGCUUGCCGAGUCACUGGAAAGUUUAAAGGAUGAUAAAUUUGAUGGGACAAACUCAUGUUGGCCUAAAAAUAGUAAAUACCAUGCCUCUGGAAGAUGA